AUGAUCAUGACAGGAGUAUAUUUAAAAGCAGAGAAUCUACCAUCCCUUGGUUUACUUUGUAGAUCACUGAAACAAUAUAGAAAUGGCUUGGCCAAUAUGAAUAUUUUGAAACAAGACUCCUUCACUGUUCCUCAGUACUACCUUCAGUUUGCAGAUAACACCGAUAUUGAGCUAAUACGCAAAAACGGUAUAGAGAUAUCCGGUAAUCUUUAUCAGGUUUCAUCGAAUCCAUGGUCAAUAACAUCUAAUCUUCCGAAUACACUAUUAGAAUUUGAAGAUUAUGCUGUAUUUAACAAUCAAGUAUCUAAACCUGAUAAUUAUAUCAAAGAUAAUGAUGAUUUUGAUGAAUAUCAAUACUCUUGGGAUGAAACUAUUGGUUCUUUACCGAUGUUACCAUUCACAGUGCAACAAAAGAUUAUAGAGUUUUGUUUCCGUUUGAAACCUGAUUGUUUAGUAAGUAGUUCAAACACGAGAGUACGUUCGUUCGGCGGUGACAGUGGAACUGUUGGAAUACUCGGUUGGUACUCACGACACAAGUUGGAUUUGGCUUUGGUGUGCUGGCGAUUUUUCAAUGUGGUUUCGCAGGUGGUAACAAGAGUUUUCAAUGUUCGCAACGCUGCACAACACCAACCGCUCAACUUUUUUACACAUAUGACUAGCAAAUACUGCGUGAUAAAGAGAGUUACUCACUGUGUAUCGACAAACCAAUCGUUUGCCUUCAAAGAGCAUUACAUCGGGUAUCAAAACAAUAGUGAACUAGCGCAACAGGUCUACGAAGACGGUGUACUGGCGUGUCUGGAACUGCCAGUGCAAGUGAGUUCACAGAAAUACACAGAGAUACUAGAGUUGGAUGAACUACUGGCUACCACCAACUACAGAGAAGAGUCAACCAGAGAUUUGAAUAUCGUCUAUCAAAGAAACUAUGACGGUGAGUUCAUCGAUAGCAAUGAACAGCUAUCAAAGAAUCUUCAAGAAGAUGGAAACUAUCAGCAUUUUACAACUAUUAUAGUAUCAUUUAGAAGAAACACCUUGACAUCAUCAUCAUCAUCAGCAACUCUAACAUUAAUAUGUAUUAGCAACUUUUACAAACAAUUGUUAGGUUCCGAUUGUAAUGAUUUUAAUUUGAUAGAAUCAUCUAUAAAUUCAUAA
This is a messenger RNA of Heterostelium album PN500, 1149 nucleotides long. RefSeq lists its product as uncharacterized. The coding region runs from base 1 to 1149 and encodes 382 amino acids. The record is from RefSeq and is a predicted model, not a curated record. Lineage: Eukaryota; Evosea; Eumycetozoa; Acytosteliales; Acytosteliaceae. The transcript has 3 exons.